AUGCAUUCGGUUUCUGAAAUCUCUGUAAAGAUCGAGAAUCAGGACGGAGUUAUGAUGAGCACGAAAGAUCAAUCGCGAGAUAUGGAAAAGGCAACUUUGACGAGCAAGACCCCACGUCAACAUGGUGGAAAUCGCAUUUUAUCGAGUCAGGCACGAAGCGAGUUAAUCGCCAGAAAUCACCAAGGGACCGCGUCCUGCACGAGCUUCUACCUCUUCUUCUCCAGCACGUUUCUGUUUACCAUGGCGGGCACGUUGCUGUCCACCGGCGUCUGGUGCUUCCUGGUUAGGCUACCCAUGAUCCAUCUGGCGCGCGAGCCCUCGAGGAUCGUCGUCGUCCUCAGCGGUUAUGUCUUCGCUGCCGGUACACUCACGUUGCCUGCCUCAUGCAUCCUGUAUCGGGAGCAUAACGUGACUCGGGGCCGCCGUACGUUGCUUCCGAUGAUAAUAAUGCUGUGCAUGAGUAUAAUUUUCUUAAUUUGCGGCGCCACUCACGGAAUCGUGUACCGUAAAUCAUAUCACCCUCUUUUUCAAGAAUCCGCACCAGCGCAACAGGACAAGGGUUUAUUAAUAUCGCAGCGGGAACGCGCAGCGCUUCCAUUCGAGACACUGCGCGGACGGAUUAAUGCCGCGCUUACUUCUCGUUUACGAGAUUACCCAAACUACUCGUCCGCCUGGGAUUUAAUGCAGACACGCCUGCAGUGUUGCGGAAUUAACGAUGCGAGCGACUGGACCAGAUAUCCUGGUUUGCCCGAGCCCCCUCCGUCCUGCUAUUCCACGAGCCUCGAUGAAGACGAUAGGAGGAGCAUGUGGAAAACAGGCUGUCUCGAUGCGAUAGCGUUGGAUUUGGCCUGGAUCACCGCGUAUGUGGUGGGACUGUGCUUCAUGUCGAUCCCGUCACAUAUUCUGGCUAUUGUAUCGGCCGGGAUACUUUUGUGGAUCUCAGAACGAACAACGGUCUCCAAUGGCUAA
Messenger RNA from Temnothorax curvispinosus, 969 nucleotides. RefSeq names its product tetraspanin-9-like. The record is from RefSeq and is a predicted model, not a curated record. Lineage: Eukaryota; Metazoa; Arthropoda; Insecta; Hymenoptera; Formicidae. Bases 1 to 969 code for a protein of 322 amino acids. The transcript is spliced from 6 exons. Gene Ontology annotation, cellular component: membrane.